Molecule: messenger RNA, 1608 nt
Organism: Aspergillus calidoustus
Lineage: Eukaryota; Fungi; Ascomycota; Eurotiomycetes; Eurotiales; Aspergillaceae
Source: the annotation of a GenBank genome assembly
CUCUGACUCUGCUUCCUUUAUUUUUGUCCUCUAACUUAACCUAUCUUCUAAUCCGCCAAUAUGGCUCACCCACAAGAAGUCCACGACGCUGAGAAAGCGCCUCACACCGAGGAUCCCACCCCAGAGAAAGACAUCCAAGCAGGCACAGUAACAGACCUCGACCAAGGCGAAGUCUUCCUGCGCCAACACGGCUUCACAAACGAGGAUCUCAGCCAAUUCCUGUCAGACGAGACUCGAAACAAAGCCCUGGUCCGCAAGGUCGACCUCUGCCUCCUCCCCCUGCUCGCGGGGACAUACAUGCUGCAAUACAUCGACAAAUCGGCCCUCGCCUACUCGGCCGUCUUCGACCUGCUCCCGUCAACGAACAUGACAAGCGAGCAGUACAGCUGGCUGGCGAGUAUCUUCUAUUUUGCAUACUUAGUGGCAGAGUAUCCGUGGACGUUCCUGGCGCAGAAGACGCGGAUGGCCAAGGUUGUUUCGGGGAAUAUUAUUGCGUGGGGCGCCAUGUUGAUGAUUACUGCUGCGUCGAGCAAUUUUACGGGGAUGGCGAUUUGUCGGUUCCUGCUGGGGGUGUUUGAGGCGCCCAUUACGAAUUGUUUCAUGAUGAUUGUGGGCAUGUGGUAUACGCGGGCUGAGCAGCCGUUUCGUGCGGGAGUGUUUUAUUCGUGUAAUGGGUUGGGGGCGAUGGUUGGCGGCCUGUUAACAUUUGGCAUCGGGCAAAUCAACACCAUCGCCGUCUGGCGAGCCAUCUUCCUCAUCCUCGGCGGCAUCACCGUACUCUGGGGAAUCGUCAUGCUCGUCUUCCUCCCGGACGAUAUCCUCUCCGCCAAACGAUUCACUCUCGAAGACAAGGCCCUCCUCGUCGGACGCGGCCGGCUCGCUCGAACGGGUAUCCUCAACCACCAGAUCAAGUGGUACCAGAUCCGGGAGGCGUUCGUUGACCCGCAAGUCUGGAUCCUGUUCCUCUUCAUGCUGCUCAACGAGACGAUCAACGGUGGUAUCGCUAGUUUCAGCAAGCUUAUCAUCAAAGGUCUCACAGGCGAUCCUCUCACGACUGUUGCGCUGGGCAUCCCCUUUGGUGCGUUCCAGCUGGUCUGGGUACUUUCGGGGACAUUCAUCGCGUCGCGGAUUCCAAACUGUCGUACGAUUGUCAUGUUCGCGUAUCUCAUCCCAACUAUCAUCGGCAUCUGCAUCAUGUGGAAGCUUUCCCACGAGACGCAGAAAGUCGGCGUCCUGUUCGGUUACUACAUCGUCGGAGCGUACGUCUGCUCGCUGGUUCUGGCGCUGCAGAUGCCAGCCACGAAUCUUGGUGGGUACACGAAGCGUGUCACUAGUGUUGCGCUCGUGUUCCUGGCAUACUGUGCUGGUAACAUUAUCGGACCACAUGCAUUUUUGGCGGAGGAGGCACCCAUCUACCAGACGGGGUGCAAGGUCAUCUUGUCCUGCUCAUCCGCACAAGCUGCUUUGGCCGUAUGCCUGCGGCUUCUGUUGAUCCGUCGAAACAAGCAGAGAGAUGCGGCAGCUGCAGCUAAUCCAUCGACAGUGGAAGGUGAAGAGUUGGGAGACCUGACAGAUUUUGAGAACCCCCGCUUCCGAUAUGUACUUUGA